AUGCUCCGGCGCGUCCUCACCAUCCACCCUCCUGUCCCCAAACUCCAAAUGACAACAGCACGACCAAAAGCCGAAUCCCCAAAACCCCUGUUCAGCGGCAACAUCCCAGCCCUUCAAACCUACACAGAAGACAUCUCAACACCAACAGUCCACAGCCGCAUCCUGCCUGCCAUAAAACACGACCACUGCGAACUCGAAUCCCACAGUCACAAAAUCCUCUCCUCAACAAACCCAGACCAACAAACUCGCUUCCAAAAUCAGUUCGUCUGGGAACUAGCUCGUCAUCUAAUCGGAGAGGAACUAGUCGUUUACCCUGCUAUGAUCACUUCACUCCCGGAUGGACAGGGGUUGAAGACCUUCCAGGAGUUAUCAUCUACGGAUCCGAGGUUCCUACCCACGCUUAAAGGGCUGAUGCGUGAUCUGGGGAUUCAUGCUAGACAUGAGGAAGACGUGGAUUUGCCUAGACUUGAAGAGCUCUUGUCUAAAGAUGAGAGUGUUGAGUUGACCAAGUCCCUGGAUCGAGUUAAGAUCUUUAUUCCGUCGAGAGCGCAUCCACUUGCGCCCACUGAGCCGUUCUUUGAAACUGCUGUUGGGCUUUUGACGGCGCCGAUUGAUAUGUUGGCGGAUUUGUUUCGGAAGUGGCCUGAUGGGAGGGAUAAGGAGAAGAAGUAG
Messenger RNA from Penicillium concentricum, 672 nucleotides. Its product is annotated as HHE domain protein. Bases 1 to 672 code for a protein of 223 amino acids. Lineage: Eukaryota; Fungi; Ascomycota; Eurotiomycetes; Eurotiales; Aspergillaceae. The transcript is spliced from 2 exons. The record is from RefSeq and is a predicted model, not a curated record.